Molecule: messenger RNA, 549 nt
Organism: Rodentolepis nana
Lineage: Eukaryota; Metazoa; Platyhelminthes; Cestoda; Cyclophyllidea; Hymenolepididae
Source: the annotation of a GenBank genome assembly
AUGCUAGUAACUGUGGUUACUAGUAUUCGGUGUGAGGCUCCCUAUGUAUCCUGUGAUCGCCAUCUACUAGGCAAUAUCUACCAAUGCACUGAGGAUCCAAAGUGUCGUCGUACAUACAUGAGUCAACGUGAUCUUGAAGCCCACAUCAAGCAUCGUCACAAGAAGCCCACCAAAGUUGCUCUCCCUUCAUCAUCAAACCAAGUCAAGGUCCCUCCUCUCCCCUCCGUUAUUAGAUCACCACCCCAGGCAAGCUACUCAAGUAGUUCGGUAAAACUACAAACUAACUUUAGUGUUCCACCACCACCUCCCCCACCAUCUCUACUUCUUUCUGGCGGUCCGACGACUAAUGCACCACCACCAUCACAUCCUCACAACGCCCUCUUAGUUGCUCCGCCCCCCAGUCAUCCAAUGGGUAUGGGAACUACCAAUACGGGAGCCGGAGAUUUCGCCACAAUAGCAGCCCUGGCCGCAGCUAUUCAAGCAAAUCCGAAUGCUUUAGCUGCUUCUUUAGCCGUAGCUGGAGGCUUAAAUGUAAGUUCCAUUGUGUAG